Molecule: messenger RNA, 255 nt
Organism: Lactuca virosa
Lineage: Eukaryota; Viridiplantae; Streptophyta; Magnoliopsida; Asterales; Asteraceae
Source: the annotation of a GenBank genome assembly
AUGGUGAGGGUGAAUGAAAUUCAAGGGUAUUUAUACAUAUCAUGCGUGCAAACAUACAUUAUCAACAGUGCCAAGAUCAUGUUCUGGAACGAGCGUCCUCAGCCUAGGCCAAGAAAAGGCGUCACCCACCACUGUGAGAUUUGUGGUCGGAGCCUUGUUGAUGCUUUCCGAUUUUGUUCUCUUGGUUGUAAGCUUGGUGGCAUGAAACGUGGGGAUAGCAAGUUGAGUUUCACGUUAAAGAUGAACCAUACCUAA